This is a messenger RNA of Wickerhamiella sorbophila, 711 nucleotides long. RefSeq names its product Putative nudix hydrolase 7. The record is from RefSeq and is a predicted model, not a curated record. NCBI's taxonomy places the organism in Eukaryota, Fungi, Ascomycota, Dipodascomycetes, Dipodascales, Trichomonascaceae. Gene Ontology annotation, cellular component: mitochondrion. Gene Ontology annotation, molecular function: hydrolase activity, acting on acid anhydrides, in phosphorus-containing anhydrides. The transcript has a single exon. The coding region runs from base 1 to 711 and encodes 236 amino acids.
AUGACACCCAGACUAUCAGCCUCUUUGGUGGUGGUAUCACCAGCCCGUAAAGUGCUGUUUAUGCUCAGACCAUCAAGGGGAAGUUUCCGGAACACCUAUGUUUUUCCAGGCGGAGCCCAGGACGCCGACGAUGUGUCUUCUGUGCACUGUGCGCUUCGGGAAACCUACGAAGAAACCGGUAUUCUGAUCGAUCCCAACACCAAGAAAAGCGUUUUGGUAAAGGGGUUUGCUGAGACAGACUACAAGCGAGCAUUAAAGACAUACAUGAAUCGCAAUUUCAGCGACAUUGACUGGUCCCAUGGCGCCGGGUUCCCGCGCGCUUCUCAGUGGACAACGCCAGUGGAAGCUGGAAAUAAGCGGUUUACGACUCAAUUCUUUCUGUACAACUCACCGGAGGAGUUUGACUUGAGUUGGUUCAGGAAAAGCAGCGAGGCAGAGGCGCUUCUAUGGAUCAGUCCGGCCGAAGCGUUGGCUGAGUUCGAAGAGGGCAGAUUUACCAUGUUCCCGCCGCAGGCCUACAUUAUGACACUCCUAAAGCACUUUAGCCAGGAAAAAGCUCUUGAGCACAUGAAGGAUCGGGUCAUUGUGCCCAAAGUUAUUUCCCAGCAGGACGAUGGCACGAUCCACUACGACUGGGGCCAGAACGAAGAGGGCCUUGUCCAAUUUGUCAAAGGACAGUGUGUUUCGGUGAAAUAUCAGCCAAAGUUAUAG